GUUUCGCGUAUGCGCACUACGAUGCAACUCUGGUAGCCGCACUGAUCGGUGAACAACAUGGACAUCUCCCCCACCACGAGGGAAGGGCCACCUGCAGCAAUACCAGCCUUGGUUGCCAGGAGUAACAUGAAGGGCUUUGGUGUUGAAGUUUCUGAAGACUCUGAUAGCGACAGCUCCUCUUCAGGCUCCUCUGUUUCAUCUACAACUGUGUUUGAAAGUAUCGCUGACGAUGAGUGUUUAAGCCAACCAAUUCCCUUUAAAACGAAAGAUGAAAUUUUACUUGAGGAUUUGCCAGCAGUGGAGGAGCUUACUGUUUCACUACCAGAUGAUGUCGAAAUAAUGCCAGCAGGAGAAAUAUCUAGUAUCAUAAAGCAGCUUGUAAUAAUCCAGUCUCUGAAAAACUCUCCUCCUCUGACGGAUGACAGCAUCAUCUUUCGAUCUGAUCGACUAGCUUUGGGCAAGGUUUUCGAAGUCUUCGGUCCUGUAUCUAGGCCACUCUAUAUCUUGCGUUUUAAUUCUCCUGAUGAGCUAAGCAGUAAGGGACUGACACUUGGACUGAUGGUUUACUACGCACCAGAUAUGAAGGAGUACACUGGAUACAUCCUCCUACAACAACUUCAACUUUUCAAAGGCUCAGAUGCAUCCUGGAAAAAUGAUCAAGAACCACCACAAGAGGCUUUAGACUAUAGCGAUGAUGAGAUGGAGCAGCAAGCAAAAAAGAACGUUAAAAAAUCCAGAAAGACACACAACAACAAAGAUGGUCUCCGACCAAACAGUCAGCUGCCUCACCGUAUGACAUCAAAACAUAAAGGAUCUCUGUUCAGGCACCACAAUGUGAACAACAAUCAACAACCUUAUUGCCACUCAAAUCAACCAACUCUGCACACAAAUGUCCCUUCUGAGUACAGUGCUCCUCCCACCUAUUAUCCACCCCAUCCACCACCCCCACUCACCUUCCCUCACUACCCCCCACCAUCAUUCUUUAGUCCAUCAUACGCCUCUCAUCUCUGGCCACCAAACUGUGUCCCAUUCUCAGAACUGCCUCCUCCUCCCCCUCCUCCGCCCCCUCCACCCCCUCCUCAGUGAAUCUUACUCACAAUGUAGAUGCUGUAUAUUUCUUAACAUUCUGAACUGCAACUUAAAGCAAUUACAAGAAUAUGCACAAAUAUUAUAAAACAAGACAUCAAACUGCACAAUAUUGCUCCAGGAUCCAUAUUUUUUAUUUUUUCCCAGCUGACCACUGGAGGUACGCUUUAACUGAUUUCAACCAAAGAAGGUCAUGGAUUGCAGCCCCAUUUCCUUUGACCGUAUUGUCAAUAUUUGCUGUUUUUUCUUAAACACGGUUGUGAACUUUUUUUUUAUAUAUAAUACUGUAUAAUUUCAGUGAUUUGAGCAAUUUUCACCUUCAAAUGUUUGUGACAGGCUGGAAAUAUUAUGUGGCCAGGUUUUAACCUUUCAACAACUAGUAAAUAAUUUGGUAUCUCCAGGUCAACCAUUUUCCAAUAUAAAUAAUAUUGUACCUUUUGUAUAUGUUAAGCGAAGCUGAUUUAUCAAUCUCAAUAAAUCCAUAGUAUCCAAAGUCAUUAUUUUCUGUCUGAUUGCCAGCAUUUAUAAUCCUCAAAUGAUAAAGGUUAGGACGCAUUGUUUUGAAUGUCUCAGCUUCUAUGGCUAGGUUCAUACAGCAGGUCUUAAUGCACAACUCUGAUUUUUUGUCAUAUUUGUUUUUUUGGUGUGCCCUUUCAGACUGCCUUUGUCCAUUGAGCCCGUUCAAGUAUUAUGCAUGCACACUAAUUCGCAGUCCGACACACAUUGAGCAAACUGACCCGCAUGCGCAGAAGCGUCAAAAUGAAUAAC
This is a messenger RNA of Corythoichthys intestinalis (scribbled pipefish), 1854 nucleotides long. RefSeq names its product H/ACA ribonucleoprotein complex non-core subunit NAF1-like. The transcript has 9 exons. Gene Ontology annotation, biological process: box H/ACA snoRNP assembly; ribosome biogenesis; pseudouridine synthesis. NCBI's taxonomy places the organism in Eukaryota, Metazoa, Chordata, Actinopteri, Syngnathiformes, Syngnathidae. Gene Ontology annotation, molecular function: RNA binding. Gene Ontology annotation, cellular component: sno(s)RNA-containing ribonucleoprotein complex. The coding region runs from base 58 to 1086 and encodes 342 amino acids. The record is from RefSeq and is a predicted model, not a curated record.